GGCGCGACACAGACAGUUGCAGAAGCGAAGCACGACGGCAGAGAGGCGAACCACCACGACAACACACACCACUGCACAUUAAUUGUUGCCCCUCGCACACCACCACCACAGAUACACUGGACGAUGCUGUUCUCGUUCCACACGGCGUGGUUCUCUACCUCGUGUCCGGAGGCCAUUGUCGAGCUGUGGAAGAAGCACGAUGGCGUCCUGGUGCCCGUGGACUGCGCCGACUUUGUCUUCAGUGAUGAUGCGGACCACGAUGACACCGCGCCGUUGUUUGAGACGGAGGAUUACAAGACUGACCAGUUGACCGUUUUCCGGUCCUCGUGGGUGCGGCGUGCCGUCAAUGCCGCCAGCAACGCGGACGCUUGCCAGCUACUGGACCAGUACGUCCUCACGCCGCCCCGAUCCGAUCACUCCACACCUCCUGAGGUUGCGGCUGCUGCAAGGAGCAAAGCUGCGCGCGGCAAAACGCGCCAAACACAGCAAGCCCAGUCACAACAACAAACACAGCAACAAACACAGCAACAACCACAGCAACAGCAAGCACAGCAACAGCAAGCACAGCAACAGCAAGCACAGCAACAACAGCAGGGACAGGACUGGGCGGAGGCGCCGGCCACGUGGGCUGCGCUUGGACGGACGUGGAGCACGCUGGACCACGAUGUGAGCAGCUUUGAACACGUGCGACGCGUGCUCUCCGUCGAUGCCAAUACCAUGAUUGACGAGUUUACCCCUGGCAAGGCGCCCUGGCGCGUCGUCAAGGCUGGCCACGCAUAGCACCACUUGUGUGUUUACAUGUGCGUUCAUGUGUGCGUUCAUGUGUGUGCAUGUGCGUUCAUGUGUGUGUGUGUACGUGUGUGUACAUGUGUAUACGUGUGCGUACAUGUGUGUGUGUGUGUGUUUUCGCAGGAGUGUAGCUGACUUCUUGCUGGCGACGGUUGCUUGCUUGCGUUGCUUUCUCCUUUUGUGCUUUGAAUCUUUUAAUACGUCGUUUAAUUGUCAACUAUAUACACGCGAGCAACCACGCUUGCGCGGGAAGCAGCACGCACGCACAAGCCACCG
Salpingoeca rosetta is the source of this 1065-nucleotide messenger RNA. RefSeq lists its product as uncharacterized. Gene Ontology annotation, cellular component: nuclear inner membrane. The transcript has 4 exons. Gene Ontology annotation, biological process: homologous chromosome pairing at meiosis; meiotic attachment of telomere to nuclear envelope. Lineage: Eukaryota; Choanoflagellata; Craspedida; Salpingoecidae. The coding region runs from base 124 to 780 and encodes 218 amino acids. The record is from RefSeq and is a predicted model, not a curated record.